CAGUCAAUAAAAAUAUAGUAUUUAGAACACAGAAAGCUGAAAGCAGAAAGGAACACCGUCAAAACAACAUUAUGUCAACAAGAAAUCAUCCACAAAUGGCACCGCCACCACCACCACCCAAACCCCUCAAAGCCCCUUAUGCAAAUGGCAGUACUAAUGGCACUUUGGCGAAUGGUACUACCAUCAAUAAUGGCAAUACAGCUUAUUUACCAACAGACUCAACACUACAGCACAACAGCCAGAAGCUAAACGGCCGUAGUCCUUGCCACACGCCACCGCGUACAGAUCGCGAACAAGUUGUAAUGACGCCCAAAGGAAAAACUGCAAACAGUACCAUCAUUUUGAUUGAACGCAAACUGGUCGAUGAAGUAAGUGAUCGUGUUCAUGUGGCCGGUGGUGAUCACACCGGCAUUAUCAUCAAUAAGGAUACGAUGAGUGGUCAGAAAUCGCAAUCGUUGCCAGCACAAUUGUCUCUGGAAUUCCGGGUGUUUUUGGUGAGCGCCAAUUCGGGCAAACACUCGCAAGAGUCGAGAACUUUGAGAUUUUGGUUCAGAGACUGGCUGAAGAAUGACGACGAACAGGCUCAUAUAGCCCAGGACUUUUUCAAGGAGUUGGUUAGUCCUAAAGAUUUUCCCAGAGAUUAUGUGGGUUUCAUCAAAAAGAUUAUGAAAUUGAUGCAAAAAGGUUACGAUGAGAUUCAAUCUUUGGAAAUUGAGCUGCGCAUUCUAGAGGAAACCGCAGAACCACCAUCCAGACCACCUCGUGAUGGUUACAUUAUUUAUUGUUAUGGUGAUUGCAAUCGUAAAUAUGAGGAGGCUAUAAUGGCCCAAAAACAAACAGUGUCCAUGGAUGAGACACAAUUUGAAUCUCCACCACUGACACAGGAAAAAGUACUCGAACUAAUUGAACAGGCCUAUCCAAAUCCCAUAACACCCGAAGAUUUAGCCAAAGACUAUGGCUGGGAGGAACAGGAUGUCAUAUUGGUAUUCAUGUCAUUGAAAGAAAGAGGUCUAAUUAAAUCAAUGGAAUAUAAUUCUUAUACCAGAAUACAUCAUGAAGACAAAGAGAUAAAGGUGGUCAAACAAAUGCCUACCAUAGCCUCCAACAAACAACCCACCAUUGCUAUUAUCACUGCCCAAUAUUGCGAAAAAUUGGCUGUGGAUGCCAUGUUGGAAAAUAAGGAGACCUUUGUACGCUACACCACAGUGGAUUCAGAUCCCAAUCUAACGAAUUCUCUGAAAAAGUCCAAAAAGAAAAGACGUUUUGGUGAAUCAAACGUUUAUACUCUUGGCAAUAUUGGUGCUCAUCGUAUUGUCAGCACAAAGCUGCCCUCGGUGGGUAGUACUCGUGAGGCCAUGACAGCUACGGGCAACACCACCACUCGUUUAUUGGGCACAUUCCAAAAGGUUGAUUACGUGUUUGUGGUGGGUGUAGCGGGUGGUGUGCCACAUUAUACGGAUUACAAGAAGCACGUACGUUUGGGUGAUGUGGUCAUUUCGUAUGUGGACAAACAGAGAGCAUUGGCUAAUAGCUCCGAAAAACCCUAUGUUUAUGUGUACAAGAGUGGCGAAGAUGUUAAAACUUAUUUCCCCAUUAACGAUUCCUUGCAACAAAUUGCCGAAGGUCUGCACUUGAAUAUGGAUGCUAAACGUCCUUGGGAAAACUAUCUGAAAGAGGGCCUCAACAUGUUGCAACAAAAAACCGAAACCGAUUUCAAUCGUCCUGCCCCCAAUACCGAUAAACUGUUCAUGAAUAUCGGCAACAAUGAGGUCAUUGAGGUUUCACAUCCCCUAGGAGCCGAUAGUGUUGAUGGCCUGCCAAAAUCCCGCCUUCAUUUGGGUCCCAUUGGUUCGGGCCGUGAUUUGGUGCGUAAUGAUAAUUUACGCUUUGAAUUUGCCAAGAAAUAUGGCUUAUUGGCUACGGAUUUGGAAAUGAGUUCAGUGUUGGACAGUAUUAUUGGUAAUUGCCGGGAAAGCUUUAUAGUCAUUAAAGGUAUUUCCGAUUAUAAAGAUGGUACCACCACCCGUAAAUGGCAAAACUUUGCUUCUUUAGCUGCAGCCUCUGUAGUAAAAUCCAUCAUUUGUGGCAUGGAUGCUCCCACAAAUGUUUAAAUUAAAUAUUUACAUACGUACAUAUGUAUAUGUAUUUUUAAUUUCUAUUUAAUAAUCAAAAUAAGCUUUUAUAUGGAUGUAAUAACAAGGCAUUUAGGUUUUUGCAAAUAAUAAAUAUUUAAUUAUUAGUUUUAGCACUAAAACAAACUUAAACAAUUACAAUUAAAGCAAAAUAUAUAAAAUUUAUAUCAUCACGCAGAUUUUUUUUGUAACUUCUAAUAUCUAGAAAUGCAACAUAACCUAAGAUUUUUUCCUACUUUUAUUUGAUUAUUGUUAUGAAUUUUCCUUUUUUUUAUAUAAACUUUUUGUUAUUUUUUUAUAUAUUUUUUUUGCCUGUUUGUUUUUUAAAAUAAUAAUGUAAAUAGUUUAAUAAAUUUUAUAAAUAUUAUUAUAAAGAAAAUAAAUUAUUUUAUAACAAUUAUAUACGAUAAAUAAAAUCAAAUUUCUUUAGAAAUAAA
Molecule: messenger RNA, 2569 nt
Organism: Calliphora vicina (urban bluebottle blowfly)
Lineage: Eukaryota; Metazoa; Arthropoda; Insecta; Diptera; Calliphoridae
Exons: 10
Coding region: 72-2111 (679 amino acids)
Biological process (GO): regulation of apoptotic process; nucleoside metabolic process
Molecular function (GO): catalytic activity; protein binding
Source: RefSeq, a predicted model, not a curated record